AUGGAUACUACGAUGGCAAAACGAACAGUGAUAGAAACAUCACUCUACUACGAUGAAAAUGUUGUAAAUUAUGUAGCGAUUCAUCCAGAAGACAAUAUUUUUUUACAUACAAACCGUGUGGAAAUUCUGAAUAAAUAUGGUGUCGUCGAAUUCGAAGUUAUUCUUAAACCAACCGUUACAUUAGGUGCAAUCGCGUUGAAUCGUUUUCAACGUAAGAAGUAUCAUUUUAAGAAGUACCACAGUUAUUAUGUACGCUGUGAUUCAUCCGAAAAAUCUUCACGUACACUAUUCGAUAUAAUUAAUGAACGAUUCGAUUUCAAGAACAAGGUUGGUGGAAUGGAAAGUGUAUUAGAAAAAAUAUUUGGCGACGUCUUGCUUUCACGUAUUUAUCCACAAAGUUUCGUCGCUAAAACGGAUAUAAAUAAAACACGAGGUAUUCUUUUACAUGGACCACCCGGUACUGGAAAAAGUUUGAUCGCUCGAACUGUGUGUGAUAUAUUAAGAGUAAAUCCGAAAGUAAUACGUGGUCCAGAAAUCUUUUCAUCCAUGCUGGGUCAAUCAGAACAAAAUAUUCGAGAUUUGUUUGAAGAUGCUCGUCAAGAUCAACGGAAUUUUGGUUCAAACAGUAAAUUACAUGUGAUUGUAUUCGACGAAAUCGACGCUGUGUGCAAAAAUCGAACACAGAGUAGUUCAGUACGUGAUACCGUGCAUGAUAAUGUUACUGCUCAGCUCCUAGCUGAGAUCGAUGGAAUGAUUUAUCUUGACAAUAUUCUUUUAAUUGGCACGACAAAUAUUCUCGAAGCAAUCGAUCCAGCACUUCUUCGCCCGGGACGCAUGGAGAUAGUUAUUAAGAUUGAAUUGCCAGAUGCAGCCGCCCGUUCUGCUAUUUUUGAUAUCCACACAAAAGCACUUAUCCGCAAUGCAGCACUUAAUGAAGAUGUCGACAUCAAUCACAUCAUUCGUCGUACCGAAGGAAUGACCGGAGCACAUGUGGAACAAAUUGUUCGAUUGGCAGUUCACGCUGCUAUGCAACGAGACAUUUUAGCGCGAGAUAAAUUCGAUAUUACAGAAGAAGAAGCCGAAGCUCUUGAAGUUUGUCAUCGAGAUUUCAUCGAAGCUUUAUCCAAAAUAACCAUAUGA
This is a messenger RNA of Rotaria sp. Silwood2, 1140 nucleotides long. The record is from the annotation of a GenBank genome assembly. Lineage: Eukaryota; Metazoa; Rotifera; Eurotatoria; Philodinida; Philodinidae.